This is a messenger RNA of Anastrepha ludens (Mexican fruit fly), 3594 nucleotides long. RefSeq lists its product as uncharacterized. The transcript is spliced from 5 exons. The coding region runs from base 370 to 1932 and encodes 520 amino acids. Lineage: Eukaryota; Metazoa; Arthropoda; Insecta; Diptera; Tephritidae. The record is from RefSeq and is a predicted model, not a curated record.
CGGUCACGAAUUUCGACUUCAUUCAGUUAGUUAAACACUUACACUCGCAGGGCUAACAUGUAGUCCUGCGCCACCAACACACCAAACAGGAUCAACAGUUUUAUUUUAUUUUUCCUUUUGCUGUGGAUUUUUUAUUAAAUUUAUUUUUGUCAUAUGACUGGUGAAUGGUUUUGUGAAAAAGUGGACAUUCAACAAAAACACAAAUAAUCGUUUUUAACAGUUGUGCAUGAAAGACGGAGAAUUUUUAAGUUUUUCAUUUUUACACAAUAAAAAAACGCAACGUGAAAAGAAUUAACAUUUUUUUUAACAAUUAAUUUUCGGUUAAUAUUUCACAAUACAACUCGACUCAGCUUAUUACACCAGCUUCCUAUGGCUGUCCAGCAGAACUCAACACUCAUCUACGAUAAUUUGGCUGAGUGUCCUUCAUUGCUAAAGGAGCCGGAAGAGUUAAGCCGUUACAGUCCUAUACUGCCACUAAAGAAUCAGAAUAAUGAUAUUAAAACAAAUAUACAGCAGUCCGAUAGCAACAACAAUAACAAAAACAACAACAACAACUUAAACCCUGAAAUUAAAGAUAUUCAUAAAUAUCGAAAAUAUACAAGAAAUCGUCCGCAACGAAAUUAUGCCGCGAGUAGUUGCAGCGCUCAAAGUAGCCGAAGUCGUACGAUAUCGCUGAGUGGUGUUCAUGGUACAGAGAAACAGGGCCACAAGGAGAUACCCAUUUGGAUUGGCGAGGAACCACGUUACGUGUCAGGCGUAAAUAGUCGCACCACCUGCAAUGACAUUAUCAAAGCUUUGAUUGAUGAUGAAAUCCGUAUUGGAAGCAAUCACGAUUACUGUGCCAAUCGCAAUAAAUUUGACGCAGCAUCGCGUGACUACAACGAUUACGUUAUAGCGGAAAGUUGGCGCGGUAUCGAGCGCAGCUACGAUGGCAACAUGGCGAUUUUGCCCGUUUGGAAGGCCUGGAGUCGUGUACACAAUGAGAUCCGUCUAAGUCUCAAACACCAUACAGAAGUCGCUGAGCCCCUACCGCCAAAGCAAACCAAUAACUGGUUUCAGUCAAUACGAAAAUAUCUUGCCUUACUAUUUAAAUUUACGAAACGCAAUAAGAAAAUGCUGCCAGACGUCACAAAUAAACAGCAAAAACAAUUGCUGCCUAUCGAAGAGGAAGAGUCCCCCGAUGAGAUUGUCUUCAUUUUAUUGCCCGAUAAAAAAUACGACAAUUCUGCAGCGCUACCGCAAAUCAGCAAGCCUCUAAGUACCGCUACCGAUACGUCCUUUAAUGAUCCGAACACAAAGGCCGCGAUGAUGAAACGCAAACUCUAUAGCCUCGCUGAGUCGCGUGUUUCCAUGCGCCGUAAAAAACGUUCGAGCAAAACAUCGAAACGGAAAAGUGAAGAAUUUCACGCAAGCCCUCCAGCCAACACUCAGGAUGUGGCAAAUAAUUGUAUACGGCGACGCAAACCUACGUCCAUACGGCAAUCGCUACGUCAUACGCUGGCACAAAAGACUAACGACAUUGAUACGCUCUAUAAACGUGAGUCUGAGCUAACGAAGCGUUUGAAUCAUAAAUGUCAACUUUAUAAGCUGCACAAUGAAUUGUAUUCAAAAUCGGAUCAAAGACUGGAACUCUCCAUUGGGCAAAUACAAAGAAAUGUUGAACAAUAUGCCGAACAGAUCAUACAAACCGAACAUGAAUUGCUCGAGUUGAAGAAUGAAAUCAAACAGGACAUAUCCAUAGUGAAUAACCUCAAACGAAUGACUUUGAGAGCCGAGGAGAAGGCAAACGAAUGUGGAGUUCCGCUGCUGGCUGAGAUGCGUGGUGGAGUGCAGCACGAAGAGCAGCCGAGAAAGGGAGAUAUUAAUGCGGAAAUGCAGUUUGUGGAUAAUAUUUAUGAAUUCUGUGACAACAACGCAAGCAUGUUGGUCUAAUUUGGGGGGAAGAAUUUGGUGAAGACUGAAACAAAUAUUUUCAAUUUUCUUUUAGAUGUCAAUACUUUAUUUUUAAUAUAAUAUUAUCUAAGCAGUUAAGUGUCUAUCAUUGAAUCAUUUCAUUCAAAAUUAAGGUGAACAGUUUAUUAGUUCAGGAGUGUGAUAGUGCCCCUUAAAAGGCAGUGUAUUUGUAUAUGUCAUAUCAUUGAAAUAUAAUUCAACCCGCAAUUCGAAGCCGAUUAAAAGAGCAUUCCUAAAGGCGAUAAAUUUGUGACUUAUCUAGAAAAGAGUUUAACGAUUACUGUCUCAAAAGAAGUUAGAUUUUUGAACGUCUGAUAAAAAAAUGUUUGAUUGCCGCGACAACCCCUUACGCGAUUUUGGCCGAGUUUAACAAAGCGCGCCAGUCAUUUCUUUCUCGUGCUAACCGGCACCAGUUGGGCACACCAAGGAAAGCCAAGUCCUUCUUCACCUAAUCUUUCCUACGCAUACGAGGCCUUCAUCUUCCUCCGCUACCGCCAACUGGUACCGCAUCGAAUACUAUCAAAGCCGGUGCGUUUGUAUCCAUUCGGCCAACGAAGCCAAAGAUUCAGCGAAUUCGCUACACUUUGUCUACAGGUAUGUUGUCGUAAAGCUCGUACAACUCAUCGGUCUAUCACCUGCAGUACUUUGCGUCCCUAACGUACAAAGGUACAAAAAUUUUCCUCCGAAUCUUUCUCUCAAACACGGGACGUCUUAUCGGAUAUUGUCAUCGUCCACGCUUUUGCGCAUACGUUAGAACGGACAUGAUGAGAGCCUUGUAGAGUGUAGUUUUGUUCGUCGAGAGCGGACCUCACUACUCAAUUGCCUACUUAGUCCAAAGUAGCCCUUGUUGGCAAGAGAGGUUCUUCGUUGAAUUCCAAGGCUGGCAUUAUUAUCGGUGUUAACGCUGGUUCCUAGAUAAACGAAGACUCUUACAACCACGAAAUCAUAACUGUCAACAGUGGCGUGGAUGCCGAUAUGCGAGUGAGCCAACUGAUAACAAAUUUACCGAGCGAUAAUCCUCAGUCAAGGUGAUGAAGACACGACUAUUUGGAAUAGUGUUAGACUACCAUAUCAGACAUGAAAAAUGUCUGAAAAACACGAACUUAAUUUUUUAACAUUUUCAAGGCGAUAAAUUCAUAAUACUCAAAGGAUCAGACGACCUUUGCGUCUGAAGUUUAGCAAAAGAUACAAACAAAGAAAUGAGUAAAAUUGUUUGGUGUUUUCAGAAGUCUUAAGGGUGUGCGUUAGUAAACAUCUGAGCUAUCUCAAGUCUAUCAAAAAAUAAGAGAUAACUAAUUUCUUUUUUGGUUUUUGAAGAGAUAAAUUUUUCGGCUAAAAGUUAGAUUUUAAUUUUUAUUCAGUACAUUCGGAAAAGUAAAUCUGCUCAAAGAAACGACGAAAACUCUGCACUACGAUUCAUAGCAGAAUUGCGGUAGGCUUUUCGUAACGAUUUAUCCAUAAAUCUGUGGGCUGGAGUUAUGAAAGACCUCGCAUGGCAACUAGUCAGUGAAACUUCUAAAAAACUAAUCUGCUGAAAGAGACAUGGGACUCCGUGUGGGAAUGACUUUAUGAAGCGUUUGCCAAACUCGUCACAAUUUCUAGCAGCUCACAACUCUUUCGCAAUUAGAAAACUCAUUUCCA